Molecule: messenger RNA, 1218 nt
Organism: Penaeus vannamei (Pacific white shrimp)
Lineage: Eukaryota; Metazoa; Arthropoda; Malacostraca; Decapoda; Penaeidae
Source: RefSeq, a predicted model, not a curated record
AUGUCUCGUGCUGGUGCAGAUGUGGGCAAGGGCGAGCUCAGGGGCGUCCCGAGUGGAGCGCGCGUGGGAAGACCCCCAAGGAGAGGUCUGGUCAAGACGGUGACCCCGGCCAAGUGUGCGGAACCACUGAAGAACAGGUCACUGCUAACAUGGACUAUCUUGUAUUUUUCAGGGGAAGUAGUACUGCCGGAAGAUGAUGUCAUGGCUAUGUUGUAUGAAGCUGCAGUGUCUUUGCUUCAUAAUUUUGGUUUUAAAAGAUAUGAAGUUUCCAAUUUUUCUCGAGGAUUUGAAGCCGAGUGUUUGCACAACAAGUUGUACUGGAAGAAUUCACAAUACAUCGGUGUUGGACCGGGAGCUCAUAGCAGGGUUGUACUAAAAAACUAUGCUUUGUUGAAUCCAGAGAGAGGUCCUGGCAAACCAAUCGACUUAAGAAUAGAAGAAAAAAACGCACACAAAAAUCUACUUACCAGGAAUUUUUGCCGUGCUGCAAUUGUAAAUGCGGCUGAUCCAUUAAGUUGGUUGCGUGAGGUUGAGCUUCAUGGAACAGGAGCUCGGAACAUCAAAUUUCAAACCAGAUUAGAUAUCUUACAUGAAUAUAUUGCCUCAGGAUUGAGGACAAGUGGAGGGAUUACUGCUGAUAUAUGGCAGUCUUUCUGUCCAUGGAGACCCCUAGCCGAUAUAUUUCAGGAAGACACACUUUGGCUUCAAGAGAAGAAUUUAUUGGAAAUUUCUGAUACCUUUAUGAGAGCUACAGAUUUAGGCUUAAAUGUUUUGGAUUAUAUAUUGCCAUAUCUAAUUAAUGUUGUUGAGAAGGAGUUAAACAGUUAAGUUAAAUUCUAUAUAGUCUCUCAGAGAGACCGCUUCCCUUAAGAUAGCAAAGAAAAAGUUUCUGCAUGUACGUUCUUUGAAAUAAAGUUAUUUUAUUCAUUUACAAGUGGGAUAAUUGUUGAAAACACAAUUGUUCAUGUACUACUUGUGUUAACGCAGUAAUGAUGAUAGUGCUAGUAAAUGUAAUAACAGCGGUAAUGAUACUGAUAUUCUACUAGUAUUAGUUUUAGGACUCGUAGUCAAAGUUCUAUGCUGCGACUACAAGUAGACUACUGCUACUACUAUUAAUGAUAAUGAUAACAGCAAUACUCUACAUCCGUUGUUUGCAGAUGUACUGUACAGAAAUAUUGUAGACCGUGAUCUGUGAAAAAGAACCUGACAAAACUUUUA